CUCUCUCUCUCUCUCUCAUUGUCAGUGUAAUAAAGAAAGAAACGCUCGUGUCUAAAAUGGCAGUCUCAAAUCUCUGCAAAUUUUAGCUUUUUUUUACUCUCCCAAAAAGCUCAUUGCUUUGAUUCUAAUCGCCAAAUCCAUCUUCUGGGUUUCCAAAACCUCCCUCCUCAUUGCUUCCCUGUCACUAUUUGUGGGUCUCUUCUUACAGUCUAACCUCCGUUUUGUCAUUGCUUCAAGUCACCAAUUUUCUAUCCCAUUAUCACUGUUCAUUAUUCUAUUCAAUUAAAAGAUUUCAUUUUUUUAUUACUGUUUUAUUCUUUCUUCAUCAUUGAGUAGGUUGGGUUUGGGGGAGUAUUGAUUUUUGAUAGUAUAUGGAAAAUGGGGUUGGCUCUGCAACGGGUUUGUUCUGUGGUGAGACUGUUCGCCAUUGCAGUUGCUUUGGUUGUUCAAGGAUCUGCAGGGUACAACAUAUCCCCAUCUCCAACAAUUUUUUCUGCAAAUCCUCCUUUUGAAGGAUCCCCUGGUCUUGUCACUAAUGGAAAGGCAAGCAAUGCACCUAGUCCAGCUUCUCAGCGAAAUGGGUCAGUUUUACACCCUUCACCCAUGGUACCACCUGACAAAUCUGCACCAGUACCCGAAACGAGCAAAGGGACUGUACCAUCCUUGUCACCAAGUACUCCUACAGUAUUCCCACCUUAUAGUUCUGUUCCUCCCUCUUUAACUGUUCAUGGAAUUGUACUAUCCCUACCUCCAAAUGCUUCUCAAAGAGAGGCACCAAAAAAUAACAAUCCUGUCUCCGUGCCAAUUGCUCCAGUACCAGUUGCAUCACCUUCAAGCGCACACCCAAUCAUGCCAGGUUCCAUGCCACCAAGUCCUAAUCAAAAGAAAGCACCAGAUAAGAAGGCUCCUCUCUCUGUGCCAAUUGCUCCAGUGCCUCUUGCAUCAUCACCUCCAAGUGAAACACCCAACCGAUUUUCACCAGUGAACCCUUCCCGGAGAAAAGCUCCUUCCGUACACAAAGCGUCAAGGCACACUUAUAAUUCUUCUCCUCUUUCAUCUCCCAAGUCUCCUCCGGAUAUGGGGGCUCAUUCCCCCACAUCUCCACCUUCAACCUCAUUUUAUAGGCAUCAUCACACCAGUCCUGCCCCAUCAUCACUUCUACUUCCUUCUCCUGCUUCAGGUCCUAUCAUCCCUCCGGCGUCUUUGUAUCCUCCUAAAUCACAUCCAAAGAGUAGGCAAAGGCACCAUGCUCCUCCACCCGUGAAUCAAGUCUCCCCAUCCCAUUCCCCUUUUUCUUCAUCAAAUAAUCACAUUUCAUCUGUGCCCUCUCCAUUUGCAACAGCUCCAUCUGGAGAAACCACAAUGCCCGUGCCGUUUCUUUCUCCUAAUACUUCUCCUGGAUCUUCACCAAGGAAUCCAAAGAUGCCGCCACUCGUACCACCAAUCCAAGCACUACAACCUCCUCCUCCUAAUGAAGAUUGUUCUUCACUAUCAUGCACAGAGCCAUUAACAAAUACUCCUCCUGGAUCUCCCUGUGGUUGUGUCUGGCCCAUGCAAGUUGGUUUGCACCUGAGUGUAGCGUUAUAUACCUUCUUUCCCUUGGUUUCCGAGCUUGCCAAGGAAAUUGCUGCUGGGGUAUUUAUGAAACAAAGUCAAGUUCGCAUCAUGGGAGCAAAUGCAGGUAGCCAUGAUCCGGACAAGACAAUUGUCCACAUUGACUUGGUACCUCUCGGAGAAAAAUUUGAUAACAUGACAGCAUAUUUGACAUUUCAGAGAUUCUGGCAGAAACAAUUGGUAAUAAAAACUUCGCUCUUCGGUGAUUAUGAAGUACUGUAUGUGCGUUAUCCGGGUCUUCCCCCCUCUCCGCCUUCAGGCAUUAAUGUUAUAGAUGGUGAACCGUAUUCUGGUCGUGGCAAUAACGGGAGGACUAGACAACCCCUAGGGGUUGAUGUGAAGACGGGGCAGCAUAAAUUUGGGCUCAGUCGUAGCAUCAUUGCCAUCAUUGUUUUGUCAGUUACUGUAGCUGUAAUUUUAUGUUGUGCGCUCGGUUGGGUUUUUCUGUUCAAACAUAGGGACUGCCAACGGGAGCCAAUUCCUCUGGAUACUCUACCUUCCCUAUCAAAAGCUUCAGGAAUUGCUCCAUCUAUAUUUGGAAGUGGUCCAACUUCUGCUUCAUUAUCAUUUGCAUCUAGUAUUGCAACUUUUGCUGGAUCUGCUAAGACAUUCAGUCCAAGUGACAUAGAGAUAGCCACUGAUAACUUCAAUGCUUCCAGAAUAAUUGGUGAAGGUGGUUUUGGUCGUGUUUAUAGUGGAGUUCUUGAAGACGGGACAAAAGUGGCUGUCAAGGUUCUUAAGAGGGAUGAUCAACAGGGGGGUCGUGAAUUCUUGGCUGAAGUUGAAAUGCUUAGCCGCCUUCAUCACAGAAACUUGGUCAAGUUGAUCGGUAUAUGUAUAGAGGAGCGCAGUCGCUGCCUAGUUUAUGAACUCAUUCCUAAUGGCAGCGUGGAAUCUCAUCUACAUGGCAUUGACAAGGAAACUGCUCAACUUGACUGGGGUGAACGGUUGAAGAUAGCACUGGGAGCUGCGAGGGGUCUAGCCUACCUGCAUGAAGAUUCAAGCCCCCGAGUCAUACAUAGGGACUUCAAGUCGAGCAACAUCUUGUUGGAAUAUGAUUUUACACCGAAAGUGUCCGACUUUGGCUUGGCUCGAACUGCUAUGGAUGAGGAGAACAGACACAUCUCUACACGUGUCAUGGGAACUUUCGGAUAUGUAGCUCCAGAGUAUGCAAUGACCGGUCAUCUUCUUGUGAAGAGCGAUGUUUACAGCUAUGGAGUAGUCCUCCUUGAGCUCCUAACAGGUAAAAAACCAGUAGACAUGUCUCAACCACCCGGUCAAGAGAAUUUAGUUACAUGGGCACGUCCACUACUCACAAGUAAAGAAGGGUUAGAAUCAAUUAUAGACCCGUCUCUGGGACCUGAUUUCCCUUUCGAUAGUAUUGCCAAAGUAGCGGCUAUUGCUUCAACGUGCGUGCAACCGGAAGUAUCUCACCGGCCUUUUAUGGGCGAGGUUGUUCAGGCAUUGAAACUAGUGUGUAAUGAGUGUGAUGUUACAAGAGAAUUAGGAUCCGGAAGUUGUAGCCAAGAGAAUAUAUCCAUCGACAUGGAUGGUCGGAUUAGUACCAAUUCAGGGCAGUUACGAGAUCCUUUAAAAACCCAAUCCCCGGUUUCUGAUUAUGAUUCUGGGUUUGAUCUUGAGAGGGGGCUUUCAAUGUCAGAUUUAUUGAGUGCAUCGGCAAGACUUGGGAUGCGGGACUCCCGGUCAUUUAUGAGCCACUCGACCUCAGGUCCUUUGAGAACUGGAAAGGGCAAGCGGCUCUGGCAGAAAAUGAGGAGAUUGGCUGGGGGUUCUGUGAGCGAGCACGGGGCGACAUUCAGGUUAUGGCCUGGAUCCCAUUGAAUAUUCUAAAAUUUCCUCCAUGGAAUUGACUUUCACCUGCAAAUUUCUCAAUUUUUUCCAAAUUCUAAGUACGAGUGAGAAUAUGGGUCACGGAUUCAGGUGGGAAUCAGUUGCAGGGCUUGGACUUGUAAAGAGGUGAAGUUGUUAUGGAUAGGUAACAAAUGGGAUUUUUACCAAAUGCAGGUGGUUUUAAAUCAUUACCUAAAAAAAAAAAGAAGGUUGUAAGUCAAAAUUUCUAAAUCCAAGCAGUUUAAACUUAUUUCUCAAACCCAAGUUGUUUUAUAAAGUUGUCUUUUAAAAUAUGACUUAAAAAAAUCAAUUGAAGUCAUAUUUUUAAAAUAUAACUUUAUAAAACAGCUCACGUUUAAGAAAUAAGUUUAAAAUUGAUUUGAGUUUUGAAAUUCUGUUUCAAAACAGGACAACCUACAUUGGUAAAAAUAACUCGAUAACAACCUUUUGUCGUGGUGAUUUUUGAAUGAUGGUACAAUUGAAAAAAGCUCAUUGAAGUAACCUCAAUAAGUGUUGAAUGGUACAGGGAGCAACUUUCUUGAUCAACUCAGGUCAAUUGAGAACUUGAAUCAUUUUCUAUAUGAAUAACGUGAUGAUUUUGCUAUUAUUUUGAUGGAGGAAGCAAGAUUUAUUUGAUCUUGUUGAUCCAUGAUGAAAGGUGAAAUUUCACUUUUUUGUUGCUGAAAUGUAUAAAAACAAGUUGGAUUUUGUAUCAUGAAAUAAUCAAGUAAUAAUGAUGAUGAUCUGUUGUAGAA
Camellia sinensis is the source of this 4220-nucleotide messenger RNA. Its product is annotated as Protein kinase superfamily protein. Gene Ontology annotation, biological process: protein phosphorylation. Lineage: Eukaryota; Viridiplantae; Streptophyta; Magnoliopsida; Ericales; Theaceae. Gene Ontology annotation, molecular function: protein kinase activity; ATP binding. The record is from RefSeq and is a predicted model, not a curated record.